Lacerta agilis (Sand lizard) is the source of this 3216-nucleotide messenger RNA. It is a transcript of the gene SLC5A3, whose product is annotated as solute carrier family 5 member 3. NCBI's taxonomy places the organism in Eukaryota, Metazoa, Chordata, Lepidosauria, Squamata, Lacertidae. The record is from RefSeq and is a predicted model, not a curated record. The coding region runs from base 431 to 2575 and encodes 714 amino acids. The transcript has 2 exons. Gene Ontology annotation, cellular component: plasma membrane. Gene Ontology annotation, molecular function: D-glucose:sodium symporter activity. Gene Ontology annotation, biological process: inositol metabolic process; transmembrane transport; myo-inositol transport.
UGUCGGAGCGGCACUUUACCGGCACCACGCCGUCGCUCUGCUUUGCCCCUUCCGUCAGCCGCCCCACCUACUUCUCCACUUCUGCGAAAGAUGCCUCGCUAUGAGCUGGCUUUGAUCCUAAAAGCCAUGCAGAGGGGUUGGUACUGUAGGCCUCACUAGACUUAGCUGCAACUAAGAAUUUCUUCCACAUCAACCAAGUUAAUGGUGAUGCUCUUGUGGAUUGGCGAAUAAAAGUACGUGCUAAAUAUUUCAGAAGCACAGAAAACAAAUUUUUCUUCUCAGAGUUGUACCACAACUACUACCAUCAAGAUAGCAAACCAAUGGACAAAGAAUUUGAUCCACAGUAUUUGUAAAACUAAAGAUUUGUUUUACUAAGGCUUGAGGUCUGUGACCCGGACAUCAGCUUUUGGAAGCUCCUUUGUUUACAGAAAUGAGGGCGGCUUUGGAACCAGCAGACAUUGCCAUUGUGGCACUGUAUUUUGUGCUUGUGCUGUGCAUAGGCUUUUUUGCCAUGUGGAAAUACAAUCGAAGCACUAUAAGUGGGUACUUCCUGGCAGGGCGAUCUAUGACAUGGAUGGCAAUUGGUGCUUCCUUGUUUGUGAGCAACAUUGGGAGUGAACACUUCAUUGGGCUUGCAGGAUCUGGAGCAGCAAGUGGAUUUGCCGUGGGGGCAUGGGAACUCAAUGCCUUAUUGCUUUUGCAACUCUUAGGAUGGAUCUUUGUUCCGGUUUACAUACAUUCUGGAAUAUACACCAUGCCUGGAUACUUAUCCAAACGUUUUGGAGGGCAUAGAAUUCAAGUAUACUUUGCCUUGUUGUCUCUGAUUCUGUAUAUCUUCACCAAACUUUCAGUGGAUUUGUAUUCAGGUGCACUGUUUAUUCAAGAAUCACUAGGCUGGAAUAUUUAUUUGUCGGUAAUACUGCUGAUUGGACUGACCGCACUGCUGACUGUGACUGGGGGUCUUGUGGCAGUUAUCUACACAGACACUAUUCAAGCUUUGCUUAUGAUUAUUGGUGCCCUCACCCUUAUGAUUAUAAGUAUGGUAGAAGUUGGUGGAUUUGAAGAGAUGAAAAGAAAGUACAUGUUGGCAAAACCAAAUGUUACAUCAAUCUUGUUGACUUACAACCUUUCCAAUACAAAUUCCUGUCAUGUUGAUCCAAAGCCUGAUUCACUCAGAAUGUUACGUGAACCAACAGAUGAAGAUGUUCCCUGGCCUGGUUUCCUUUUUGGACAGACACCAGCUUCUGUUUGGUACUGGUGUGCAGACCAAGUCAUCGUUCAGAGGGUUUUAGCAGCAAAAAACAUUGCUCAUGCCAAAGGAUCCACCCUAAUGGCAGGUUUCUUAAAGCUUCUGCCUAUGUUCCUUAUAGUUAUUCCAGGUAUGAUUUCACGAAUACUGUUUGCAGAUGAUAUUGCAUGUAUCAAUCCAGAACAUUGUAUGCAAGUUUGUGGAAGCAGAGCUGGAUGUUCUAACAUUGCCUAUCCACGUUUGGUAAUGAAACUUGUUCCUGUUGGCCUGCGAGGCCUCAUGAUGGCUGUAAUGAUUGCUGCACUGAUGAGUGAUUUGGAUUCUAUCUUUAAUAGUGCCAGUACCAUAUUCACACUUGAUAUCUACAAGCUCCUCAUACGGAAGAAUGCAUCGUCUAGAGAACUGAUGAUUGUUGGAAGAGUUUUUGUUGCUUUCAUGGUGGCAAUAAGCAUUGCCUGGGUCCCAAUUAUAGUGGAAAUGCAAGGAGGUCAGAUGUAUCUCUAUAUACAAGAGGUAGCAGACUAUCUGACUCCACCAGUGGCUGCUAUUUUUCUCUUGGGUGUAUUUUGGAGGCGUUGCAAUGAGCAGGGGGCCUUCUUUGGUGGAAUGGUUGGAUUUGCAUUGGGAGCUGUACGACUUAUACUGGCAUUUGUCUAUCGUGUUCCUGAGUGUGACCAGCCAGACACAAGACCAUACUUUAUCAAAAGUAUCCAUUACAUGUAUGUUGCUACUGCACUGUUUUGGAUCACUGGAAUUAUUGCUAUAGUAGUAAGCUUGCUUACACCACCACCUUCAAAAGAACAAAUUCGGACAACAACAUUUUGGUCUAUGAAAAACAGGACCGUAAAGGAAAGCACUUCAGCAGGCAGUUCAUUCAAAGCACAAGAGAAGACCGUCUUAAAAUACAGCGACACUUCCAAUCAUAUCACUUCAAAUGGGAAAUCUGAAGAAAAUAUUAAAAAUGAUCAGCCUGAAAAUGUCAAUCUCUUAAUUACUUGCAGAGAUGAGAGCAAUCCAGUGAUAUCUUUAAGCAACUCUGAAGUUGAGACUCCAGUUGAUAGUUAUUCUAAUGGACAGGCAGCUCUUAUGGGUAAAGAGAAGACAGGAGAAGAGACUGAAAGUAGUGACAAACCCUGGAAAUUCAUAGAUUGGUUCUGUGGCUUUAAAAGCAAAAACAUUAACAGUCCAGUCAAAGAUAAGGGGGAAGAAGAGGCUAUUUGUCUACAAAUGCUGGAAGAGACUCCAAAAGUUAAAUUAAUACUAAACAGUGGACUAUUUUGUGUGUGUUCAGUUGGAAUAUUCAUGUUUGUUUAUUUCUCUAUAUGAGCAAAUGAAUUUUAUUUGGUCAGACAUACAGAAGUAGAGAUAGAGGUCCUUGGAGAAAUAUAUUUUUGUGUGUGUGUGUGUGUGUGUGUGUGUGUCUUAGUCUUAUAUCUCAGGAUUCCUUUACGCUUUUAUCGUCAGCCAAAUUAUUUUUCAACCAUUUUGAAAAUUAUUAGACUUUUUAGAUGUUAGCAUUUCUGUUUGAAUGCAAAAGGUUUGUGGGAUUAAGUGCAGUACUAAAUGUUGGGUUUUUGUAUACCAAAGUAAGAGAUAAAUGUGUGUUGAGAGGUAAAAUAUUAAAGCACUCUCAGAGGUCCAGCAAAAGUGAAAAUAGUGUUAUAGUUAAAAGGGGCACAUUAUGAAGAGCAUUCCAGAGUAUUUUUGAGUGUCAGAAUAUGUUUUCUUUUUGGAAUCCUAAUCAAGUAACUUUCUGUGAUUUCUCCCUAUAUUCUUAAAACAUCGAAUCUAUGUUCCUAACAACAAAAAGAAAAACACACACAAGUAUUCUAAUUAAAUGUUACGUGAUUGCUGAAAUUUUGCAUUGCUGAACCUAUAAUUCCUCCCCUCCCCUUUCUAGAUAAAACCACAUAUUUUAAAACAACACUUCAGUCUUGCUGUUAGAAACCAGAAUAUACAAAUAAAAA